Messenger RNA from Phaedon cochleariae (mustard beetle), 606 nucleotides. The record is from the annotation of a GenBank genome assembly. NCBI's taxonomy places the organism in Eukaryota, Metazoa, Arthropoda, Insecta, Coleoptera, Chrysomelidae.
AUGCUUACGGAACAGAACAAGAACAUGAUCAAUGAUUCACUCACUGAUCAGCGAUCUUUAGAUUCUUUAGUGCUCAUGAUUAAAGAAGUGAGGGAAGAAGGAAGCACAUCAUAUCCAUCUUCAUUGAAACCCGUUUCCAAAUAUAACAUUCUCCAUUCUUACUUUGAAUGUAACUUUAGUGAUGAUGAUAGUAAAUUGAUUGCACUGGAAUUCAAAAGACAAAUAAAAUCUUGUAUCAAGGAUCCUAUUUUCAUUGAUGAAGUUCGGAACAAAAUUAUAUAUUUGCACAACUACAAUAUGAAAGUAGCUGAGGUUUCAAUUACUUACCCAUUUUCUACUGAACUAGCUGAACUUCUUCUGCAAUAUGUUUUGUUAGAAUCCAGAACUUUAUACAGAAGACAUUAUUAUACUGGUAGAAAUGAAAUCAAAGCUCAAGACAGGAUAUUGAGAUUACUGCUACAUAUAUAUAGAGCUUAUUUUGAGAGCAAAUCAGUGCCUGCAAAGAACAUAUUAGAGAAGUCUGCUAAAGCUAUAAUAAACAUGUUUAUUGAGAUAAGAAGAGAUUAUGGAUUGAAUAAUGCCUUGCUGGAAAAUAUGACAAAGUAA